Molecule: messenger RNA, 1213 nt
Organism: Aphis gossypii (cotton aphid)
Lineage: Eukaryota; Metazoa; Arthropoda; Insecta; Hemiptera; Aphididae
Exons: 3
Coding region: 343-645 (100 amino acids)
Biological process (GO): negative regulation of ATP-dependent activity
Cellular component (GO): mitochondrion
Molecular function (GO): ATPase inhibitor activity
Source: RefSeq, a predicted model, not a curated record
AGAUUUAAUAAUGUUGUUUUUUAUAGAUUACUUUAAUAUAUUUAUUAUUUUAUAUUUAAAGUAUAAAGAUUAAGUGUAUAUUGUGUACUAUAUGUAUUUUGUUUUUGUUAUUUAAAUAGAUACGACCUAGGUCAAUACAGCGUGCUAAUGAGCAAACUAAUAUUAAAAUAAUGGUGUUGUUUAGUUUAUAUUUUAUAAUAGUAUGUAAAUCUAUUAUUCAUAUAUUCGAGUACCUAUUUUACCAGUUAGUCCGUACACACUUGUAAAAGUAUAGUUAUUAUCCUAUUUCCUGAACUCUUAUGUGUACCAAAGUAAACAUUUAGAAAAAAAGCAUUUGUUAAAAUGAAUGCCUUUAUAAGAAAAACUAAUAAUAAGUGUUUGUACUUGUAUAGAAACAAUACUUCGACAAUGAGAUUUAACCGGUAUAAAAGUGUUGAGACGAGAAUUGGUGGAUUUGGUGGAGGAGGUUCAAUUGGAGAUUCAGGUGAAAACAAACACGAAGCUUCUUCAGAAGAACAAUAUUUUUAUAAAGAAAAUAAGUUUCAAGUUGAAAAAUUAAAACAAAUUAUUGCGUUUCGGAACAAGCAGAUAGAUGAACACAUCGAGGACAUUGUAAAAAGUAUAAAAAAGUUUGACAAAAAAUAAAUGACACCAUACUAUUUUCAUUGGUAUUUCGUACGAAUACUAUAAGAAUAACUAUCGUGUUAAUUUUAAUUAUUUAAAACUUAUAUUAUUUAAAAUAUAAUUAUACAUUAAUACAUCUUACGGUAUGUUAUAUAUUAAUGUCAUAAUGUCAUAGUCAAAUAGUCAUAUUAAUGAUAUAUUAAAUGAUAGAAUUUUUUAUUGAUUAUAAAUUUUCUAAUUUUUUAAUUGAACAACUACCUAUCCUAACGGUUUCACUUUCGGAUGACACCCCAAAAGGCUUAAAUUAAAAUAGUUUAGAGAUUUUUUUACAAAUUUGAUUUUUAAUUCAAAAUUAAAUUAAUUUCCCAACGGUAAUGGUACUGUUGAAUGUCUUUCCACAAAUACUAUACUUAUUAAUUAACUAAAUUUCCUUUUUGUCAUCAUAUUUAAGGUUUACUUAGUACGGCAUAUUGGCAUAGUAUGUUGUAUAGAUUGUGAUUCCAUUUUUCAAUUAGUACCUAUAGUGAAAAAAAUCAAAUCAACACUCUAUCUCCCUUUGGCCUAUAAUUUUGACGAUCCAGAAUUUGUA